UUUUCAUCAUGACAUAUAACAUCACAUCAACCAUCGACAAUGAUUCUUAUCAUAAAAAAUGUGUGCUUUAUGUUAUAUAUAGUCCAAUAUAUAUAUAUGAUUCAUGCUGUAUAACAUCAGUUGAAUAAUCAGGUAGAUGAGAAACAAAACGCAAAAAAUGUAAUAUACAUAUUUGCGUAUAAAUAUAUGCUUCAAUAGUUGUAUUAAAAUAAGUAUAAAAAAUGGUUAUGUUAAAAAUUACAUAGAACAAAUGAUUAUAUACAAUAUCAAUAUUCGUUGUUAAAAGUAUUUAGAAAACUCAUACGAAUGACUUCUAUUCAGUCAUCAUCAUCUUCUUCUUCUUCUUCUCUUGUACAGUCACAAGCAAAUACAAAUAUUCAAUUUUCUAUUUGGCAUACAUUUAAACGUCAUAUUCCACGUGUAUUCACAACAAUUCUUGUUGAUGUUAUUCUUCCACUUAUUAUUUAUUUUGUUUUUCAAAAAUAUAUUAAACCUGUUUAUGCAUUAUUAGCUGCUGGUACUCCACCAUUUUUAAUGGUUAUUUUUAAAGCUAUUUCAUCUCGAACAUUUGAUGCACUUGGUUUUCUUGUAUUUAUUGGUUUUAUUAUUUCAGGUGUUGUUGCUAUUAUAACACAUAAUCCAAUUGUACUUCUAUUAGAAAAAUCACUUGUUACUGGUAUUGUUUCAAUUAUAUUUGCUAUAACAUUAAUUCCAUUUCAUUGUUGUCAUCAUUAUUGUCGUUUACGUCCACUUGCUUAUUAUUUUUAUCAAGAUUUAAUUCCAACAAAUCGAGAACAAAUUGGAUUACCGGAAAAUAUAUUUUCUAAUAAUCAAGAAACAAUUCAUGAACAAUAUUCUGAACAUGAAAAUGAAGUUCUUAUACAUAAAUCAUCAAAUAAAGAAAUAGCUCAAGUAUAUGAAUGGAUAUAUAAUAAUUGUUCAUCAUUUCGUAUUUCAUGUUAUAUAAUAACAAGUACAUGGUCUAUAGGAUUACUUUCAGAAUUUCUUGCUCGAUUAAUUCUUAUAUUAGUUCAUUUAUCAAUUAAUAAAAUUGUUAUUUAUGGAAAUGUAAUACUUAGUUCAGUAACAAUAAUAUGUAUUUUAAUAACAAUUAUUUGUGUAACAAAAGAACGAAAACAAACAUUAAUAUUAAUUGAACAAUGGAAACAAGAACAUUUAAUUAUACAAUAA
Messenger RNA from Rotaria sordida, 1191 nucleotides. Lineage: Eukaryota; Metazoa; Rotifera; Eurotatoria; Philodinida; Philodinidae. The record is from the annotation of a GenBank genome assembly.